Messenger RNA from Linum trigynum, 1801 nucleotides. NCBI's taxonomy places the organism in Eukaryota, Viridiplantae, Streptophyta, Magnoliopsida, Malpighiales, Linaceae. The record is from the annotation of a GenBank genome assembly.
CUUGGCCAUUGUUAGGAGUUGUGUCAUAGCGAGUAAAUUUUUGGCGCCGUUGCCGGGGACUUUCUAAAUUAUUAGGAAAGGCACAAGUUUGUUACUUUAGCAUUUUUCUUUACUUUUCCACCAUUGCUUUUCACUUGGGUGUUUUUGUUUUUGUUGGUGCAAAUCUGAAUCAUGGAUCCUCAUGACUUCAACAACCAUUGGGGGUAUCCACCACCAUCCGAGUGGUAUUACCCCGAGACUCCCUGGAGCAAUCAAGGAGGAGAAGACUAUGGAUUCAGGUUCCGGUACCAACCCCCUUAUUAUGUAGAACAAUCAAACCCCUGGGCAUAUCAAGAACAAACUCAUUAUCAAGAAGAAUUUCUCCCACAACUAGAAGGGCCAUCGGAGCUGGAGUUACCCAUGGCGGCCUUCACGGGGCAUUAUGCAGAGCGAGAAAGGGUGCAGAAAGAAGUUGUGGAGGAUGACGAAAGUGAAGCAGAAGGAGUUCUUGAUCAUUUCCCAGGGGUGAUACCACAUGAAGAAGGAAGGGAGGUUGAAGAAGCAAUUGGCGUCAAGGCCGAGGAUGAAGUUGAGGUGGAAGAGGCUUGCACCGGCCAUUAGUUACAUGUGAUAUCCCCACCAAACUUUGAGGAAUUGCUUAGCAAGGACCCGUUUGCAGUGUCUCUUUGCCAGAACAAGGCCACAUCGACAUCGAUCCCUCUUGGUGGACGCGAUGGUGGUCAUCGAUGUUGUCAUUUCUGGUGUGGGGCAAUGAGACGAGAGAAGAGAAGAAGAGGUCUCGAGGGUGGAGACUUCAUCUGCAUCAAGUGCACGAGCUUCCAUCACCUGUCAUACCACAUGCUCGUGACUUGAGACUCCACCUCAUCGAUGAGAACCUAAACUUCAAGGAGUUUUUGGGGUGGACCGAAUCAUAGGACCCUUCGUCCGGCUCAGGACGUGAAAGAAGCGCUUGUUGGGAGGCAACCCAACCAGUCGGUUUGCAUUCCUUUCUCUAUUUCGCCUCGGUUGAGUCAGUUUUGUUAUUUGAUUUUAGAGUCAAUAACUCAACCUUUGUGAGGUUUUGUGCGGUGUUUGUGUUCUGACUACUCUCUCCUCCUGGAAUGCACCGCCUGCCCCGUCCACCAUCAUUCACCCUUGAUCUGGUAACUUCGUUCUACCCUCCUUAUCCUUCCUCCAUUGAGGACAAUGUCGUGCUUAAGUGUGGGGGGAUAUUCGAUUAUGUAUGCGGGUGAAUGUUUGGCUGUUUGUGUGCUUGGAGUCUAGUCCACUGUCCAAAUUUUUAAAUUUGAGGGCUCCAAGUACGUGUUCCCUUGCAAAUUUCCUGCUCAGUAUGCUUUGAAUUGAAAGUCUCUAUAGUAAUGUGCAACCUAGGGAGGUAGUGUAGCACUAUGGAGGAUAUUGAAGUAUAAGAUUUUUCCUAUCUAGCUCUCCGCUGUGCCAGUUGAUUUUGUGAAUUAGUGGAGCUAAGACCAUUGAAUUCAUGUGGUAAUUAGGGAUGGCAACAAAACCCGAACCCACGGGUACCCACCCGACCCAACCCGGUCAACGCGGGUAAAACCCGUGUUGACGGGUUUUGGGCCGGGUUCGGGUUUAAACCCGCUACACUAUUCAUCGGGUCGGGUUGGGUUUGGGUUUAGGUAAACCCGCCCCAUGGGUACCCGCCCACACAUAUAAUUACUUUCCCGGUAUAUUUAAUAUUCUAAAUAAUAUAUCUUCCUUAAACAACUAAUAUUCUUUAUGUUUGUGGAGACAUGUAUAAUUUGUUCUUUCUAAUUGUUUAGAAUGAAGUUGAUAUUAUGAA